Drosophila ficusphila is the source of this 1475-nucleotide messenger RNA. RefSeq lists its product as uncharacterized. The transcript is spliced from 4 exons. NCBI's taxonomy places the organism in Eukaryota, Metazoa, Arthropoda, Insecta, Diptera, Drosophilidae. The record is from RefSeq and is a predicted model, not a curated record. The coding region runs from base 102 to 1376 and encodes 424 amino acids.
AUUUGUUUGUCGUUAGAAAUCGUCGGACACAGCCGCAGUGUUUUCUCCGAGCGGGAAUUUAAAUUCAAAUUAGAAAUCCCCAAAGUCGCAACGAAUCCAGAAUGUCGCCGAACAGCAAAUCGGAAAAACCAGUCAAUCCCAAUGAGCACCUUCACAUUCCAAAGUGGGUGAACGAGGAUUAUUUCCUGCCAAUCAUUGAAAAAGAUGUGGAAAACUUCGAUAAGAUUGUGAACUUUACGCCAGUUGCGGCUACAGCACCUGGCGAAAAUUAUACUUCGAUAAUGAUUCGGGUGAUUGUGGAUAUACUGCUUAAAGAUGGCAGUGAACAGAGGAUCUCGUACAUUUUGAAAACCAUGUUGGAGGCUGACAGUGGUGCGGAUGUGGUCGAUGGCAUGGGACUCUUCCCCAAGGAGAGAAAGAUGUACGAGGUGCACAUCCCGCAGUUUGUGAAGCUCUACAAGGAGGCGGGUCUGGAGAUUGAGUUGGCACCCAAGUGCCUCCAUGUGCAGGCCACUGCUGAAUUGAUCACCCUGGUUUUCGAGGAUCUCAGCCGGCAGCAAUUCAAGAAUUUCGAUCGGCUGAAGGGCUUCGAUCUGCCGCACAUGCGCAGUGUGCUGCGGAAACUGGCGGAACUCCAUGCGGCAUCCGCGGUUGCCAGGGAAAUCAAUGGACCCUACGAUCCGCUCUACUCCAUGUCGAUGUACAACGAGCAGAGUCGGCAGCUUUUCCAGAGCCUCGGCGAGAUGCGAGAGGUGCAGUUCCUCAAGGCAAUGCGGAAUUGGGGACUCGAGGAUACCGAAAGGUAUAUCGCCAAGUUGUGGAACCCCAUGGAGGUGUUCGAAGAAGCCCUGCAAAUCAAUCAGGUUGAUGAGAGCGAGUUCAAUGUGCUGAAUCACGGGGACUGCUGGUCCAACAACAUCAUGUUUAACUACAAGGACAAUGGCGAGAUCAAUAGAACAUUAUUUGUAGACCUGCAGAUCGGCAAGUGGGGCACUCCGGCCCAGGACCUUUGGUACCUGAUCACCACAUCAGCUUCGUUGGAUAUCAAGGUCAAGGAGUUCGAUCACUUCAUCCAGAUCUACCAUGAACGAUUGGCGGAGUGCCUGACACUCCUGAAAUACUCGAAACCUAUUCCCUCCCUGAGGGAUUUGCAUAUAAUGAUGCUGAAGUACGGAUUCUGGGGACCACUGACAGCUUUGGGUGUGAUGGUGGCCACACUCAUGCCCACCGACAAGGAUGCCAACAUGAAAAUGAUGAUGGCCCCAGGACCCGAGGCAGAUGCCCUGCGCUACAGGACCUUCAUCAAUCCCUACUACUCCAAUGCCAUGAAACUGCUAUUGCCGUUUUUCGAAAACAAGGGACUCUUGAAAUCGUAAUAGGAUUAAUCCCCUUACCCACUUACAGUGUAGCCAAAUUUUUGUGAUAUCAUAUAUCAUAGGAACGUGCAAUAAAUAAGAAUUUGUAUUUAUUUCAAA